This is a messenger RNA of Anopheles stephensi (Asian malaria mosquito), 1577 nucleotides long. It is a transcript of the gene La, whose product is annotated as la protein homolog. The transcript is spliced from 3 exons. The coding region runs from base 159 to 1376 and encodes 405 amino acids. Gene Ontology annotation, biological process: positive regulation of translation; RNA processing. Gene Ontology annotation, cellular component: cytosol; nucleus; cytoplasmic stress granule. Lineage: Eukaryota; Metazoa; Arthropoda; Insecta; Diptera; Culicidae. Gene Ontology annotation, molecular function: RNA binding. The record is from RefSeq and is a predicted model, not a curated record.
UUGGUUCCAGUCAGUCGUUCGAACUGUCAUCCAUCCUUCAACAUGAUUGGAAAACGUGCAAACACACAAACAAGCAUUUCUCUGACGACACUUCGUAAGCUCGCACGUGCAAAAUUAACGUGAAAUAACGCGAGUUUCUCCUAUAUCAGCCACGCACCAUGACCGAGUCAGAAGUACAAUCUGCCCCCGUACCGGAGGAGAAGCCGGAAGAGAGCGAGGCUAACAGCGGUGCCGUCACCGCGAACGAAGCCGCAAUUAUCCGCCAGCUGGAGUACUACUUCGGUGAUGCCAAUCUGGCCAAGGACAAAUUCAUGAAGGACCAGAUCGCCAAAGAUGAUGGCUGGGUUCCGCUCGAUGUGUUGCUGACGUUCAAGCGUCUGAAAUCGCUCAGCGAGGACAAGAAGGUGAUUGUGGAUUCGAUUGCCAAAUCGGACGAGGGAUUGAUCGAGAUCAGCGAGGAUAAGGAGAAGCUGCGCCGCCAUCCGGAACGUCCGCUGCCCGAGAUGAACGAGGAGCGACGCAAGGAGCUGUACGCUCGUACCGUGUACGUGAAAGGGUUUGCCCCGCAGGGUGGCACCACAAUGCAUGAGCUGGUGGAAUUUUUCGAAUCGUUCGAAAAGGUGACCAACAUCGUGAUGCGCAAGUAUCUGGACAAACCGACCAAGAAGUACCUGUUCAAGGGCAGCCUGUUCGUGACGUUUUCCGACAAGGAGGAGUGCGCCAAGUUUUUGGAGAAAGGCCCGCUGAAGUACAAGGGCAAGGAGCUGAUUUGCAUGAUGCAGAACGAUUACUACGAAUCAAAGCGCGCCGAGCACAAGCAACGCACCGAGAAGAUAGAGGAGCGGAAGCGCAAGAAGCAGGAGGCGAACAAUGAGCUGGUCGCGCAGCUGCCGACCGGAGCGUGUGUGUUUAUGGAUGGGUUCGGGAAGGAAACGACCCGUGAAUCGAUCAAGGAAACAAUCCGUGGGCUUGAUGAAACGCUCGAGUUCGCUUACAUCGAUUACCAGAAGGGGGACAAGAAUGGGUACGUGCGUUUUAGCAAACAGGACGCAGGCAAACAGUUCCUCGAAAAGCUAACGGAUAAGAAGCUGACAGUCGACGAUGCCGAGGUAACGGUCGAAUUGCUCGUUGAGGAGAAGGAAACCGCCUACCUGACGAAGAUUGCGGAGGAACAGGCCAAGUGGAAGGGCAGUGCGAAGCACAAGGGUAGAGGAAACCGGGGCAAUAACAACCGCAACCAUCAUCAUCACGGCGCAGGACAUAAGCGUAAGCGGGAUAAUAAUGCCGACAAGGAUGCUGCGGACGGUGAGCCUCCCAGUAAGAAGGACGCGGCGGUUGAGAAGCCCUCGGCAAGCGAAACCAAAGCCGCCGAGUAGAUACCUGACUUUGCGUUUCGCUGGGUAAUGAUUUGAAUUCGUAUCUGUAAGAAAACGUACUUUUAUCGCUACUACUACUAAGGAUAAUUUCUAUAUUACAUUUUAUAAGACGUUGCACGCUGGAGAAGAGCUAACUCCAGUAGUGUAUGGCAUUGGAGACCGAACUGUUGAAUAUAAAAAAUGUCAAUAUUCGAAGAUUUA